Molecule: messenger RNA, 1461 nt
Organism: Aureococcus anophagefferens
Lineage: Eukaryota; Pelagophyceae; Pelagomonadales; Pelagomonadaceae
Exons: 2
Coding region: 164-1414 (416 amino acids)
Biological process (GO): Arp2/3 complex-mediated actin nucleation
Cellular component (GO): actin cortical patch; Arp2/3 protein complex
Molecular function (GO): actin filament binding
Source: RefSeq, a predicted model, not a curated record
GAGUUGUGGCUGUGGAGGCGCCGCGAGGCCGAGCCGGACGCCGCCGCGCCGCCCCCGGGCCCGACACCGCCUCCACAACCUUAGGAGGUUGCCGACCGCCGCCCGUCGCCGCCGCCGUCGCUUUCCGCGACCGCGCGCGACCGCCCUCGAGGGGCCCGGAACCAUGCAGAAGCCCUCCGUGGUCAUCGACAAUGGUACGGGCUACACGAAGAUGGGCUACGCGGGCAACUGCGAGCCGCAGUACAUCGUGCCGACGGUCGUGGCGAGCCGCGCCCUCAAGGGCGGCCAGGAGGCGACGAUCGACGGCGUCGACGACCUCGACUUCUACAUCGGCAACGAGGCCCUCGCGCACAGCACGACGCACCAGAUCAACUACCCGAUCCGCCACGGCAUGGUCGAGAACUGGGACAACAUGGAGCGGCUCUGGCAGCGGUGCAUGUUCAAGUACCUGAGAUGCGAGCCCGAGGAGCACCACGUGCUGCUCACGGAGCCGCCGCUGAACACGCCCGAGAACCGCGAGCUCACGGCGGAGAUCAUGUUCGAGACCUUCAACGUGCCGGGCCUCUACAUCGCCGUCCAGGCCGUGCUCGCCCUCGCCGCGAGCUGGACGAAGAAGAACGUCAAGGAGCGGACGCUCACGGGCACCGUCAUCGACAGCGGCGACGGCGUCACGCACGUCAUCCCCGUCGCCGAGGGCUACGUCAUCGGGUCCUGCAUCAAGCACAUCCCCCUGGCGGGCCGCGACAUCACGGCCUUCGUCCACAAGCUCCUCCGCGAGCGGUCCGAGCCCAUCCCGUCCGAGGACUCCCUCGAGGUCGCGAAGCGCGUCAAGGAGAUGCACUCCUACGUCUGCCCGGACCUGGCCAAGGAGUUCGCCAAGUACGACGCGGACCCGGCCAAGUACUUCCGCACCUACGAGGGCGCGAAGAAGCAGACGGGCGCCAAGUGGUCCUGCGACGUCGGCUACGAGCGCUUCCUCGGCCCCGAGAUCUUCUUCAACCCGGAGAUCUUCUCCUCGGACUUCAUCACGCCCCUCCCCGACGUCGUCGACGAGGCCAUCAUCAAGUGCCCCAUCGACACGCGCCGCGGCCUCUACAAGAACAUCGUGCUCUCCGGCGGCUCGACGAUGUUCAAGGAUUUCGGCCGCCGGCUCCAGCGCGACAUCAAGAAGCACGUCGACAAGCGCCUCGACCUCAACAUCCAGCGCCUCGGGGCCCUCGGCUCGACGUCGGCGCCCCAGAAGAUCGACGUCAACGUCAUCUCGCACCAGAUGCAGCGCUUCGCGGUCUGGUUCGGCGGCUCGAUGCUCGCGUCGACCGGCGAGUUCUUCCGCGUCUGCCACACCAAGGCCCAGUACGACGAGGAGGGGCCCCGCAUCGCCCGCCACAACGCCGUCUUCGGCACGGGCAUGUGAGCCGGGGAGGCGCCCGCGCGCGCGCGGCCGUAAGCGCGAUCCAAGUC